GGCUCAACAAAAUCCCAACCUUAGCGCGAGUAAAAACAAUAAACACCAAUUUAGUUUUUUUAAGUCGCUCAAAGAUAAGCUAUACGUAGAAUGCAGCGCGGAAAGAUUUCGUUUGGCAAAAUACAGCUGAACGUUAGCAAGACGCCUGCUGAGUCCGAUGAGCCCGCCCAAGAUGCCGGUGGCUUCAAGAAAAUGGACAAGCAACAGAUGAUACGUCAAAUUGAAGAUGUAGCCGAGGACCUGGAGAGCCAACACCUUAAAGAUGUGAUGGGUAUAAGCGGGUUUGGCCGCAAGGCCGCCAAAGUGUUUGACAUCAGUGAGCAGAUCGCUAAGGCGCGCACGUUUGCUCCACCUGUCCAGGAACAAGAGGCGAAGGAGGAAGACGAGGAUGUUAUAGGCCCGUUGCCGCCAGCUGCGGACACGGGAAGCCAGCAGCAGCCUGAUACAAGCACUAAAAAGGAAUCCAACGACAAGGAGGAUCAGGAAGAUGAUGAAGAUGAAAACGAGGAUGAUUCCGAUGAGGAUGAGGAAACCUUAUCGCGCCGUAUACCUUACACGCACGAAGUGCAAAUGCAGCACGGAUCACGGGCAGUCUUAGCCCUUGCUGGGGAUCCAUCCGGCGCACGAAUUGUGUCGGGCUCCAUAGAUUACGAUAUGUGCUUUUGGGACUUUGCCGGCAUGGAUUCAGCUAUGCGCAGCUUUCGUCAGCUGCAGCCGUGUGAAAAUCAUCCCAUACGCGGCCUUCAAUACUCCGUUACAGGCGACAUGAUCCUGGUUAUCUCGGGCAACGCCCAGGCCAAGGUGCUGGAUCGAGACGGCUUCGAGAAACUGGAAUGCUGCAAGGGGGAUCAAUACAUAAGCGACAUGACGCGCACCAAGGGCCACGUUGCGCAACUCACAUCUGGCUGCUGGCAUCCAUUUAAUAGGGAACAAUUCCUGACCGCAGCGCUCGAUGGCACAUUGCGCAUAUGGCAGGGGUUACGAGCCAAGGAGCAGCUGCAGGUGAUCAAGACACGUGCUCUGGGCGGCCUGAGAACCAAUGCCUCCGCCUGUAAUUUCAAUCGGGAUGCGACACUAAUAGCCGCCGGCUGCGUGGAUGGCUCCAUACAGACCUGGGAUACGCGAAAGAUGUUUGUGAAUACCACACACUGCGUGCGGACGGCGCACCAAAAGGGUUCGGAGAUUACAUCCAUUGUGUUCUCAUACAUGGGCCAGCAACUAGCCACGCGUUCGAAUGACGAGACCAUGAAGCUCUGGGACCUAAGGAAUUUCAAGGACCCGCUGCACACAUGGUCGAAUCUUUAUUCACGUUACGACACAACCGAUUGCAGCUUCAGUCCGGAUGAUCGCAUGCUGGUCACCGGCGAGUCACUGCCCAAGGGCCAAAAGGAGGCCCAUCUUUAUUUUUUCAGCACGCAAAGCUUCGAGCAGGUGCAGCGUAUACCCGUAGCUGAGUCGCAUGUCAUCAAGACGUUGUGGCAUCCGAAGCUCAACCAACUUUUUGUCAGCUGCGGCAAUGGGAUCAUCAAAUGCUUCUACGAUGAACAGCGCAGCAUACGCGGCGCCAAGCUGUGCGUGGUGAAGAUCCAUCGCAAGAGGCAACAAAUGGAAAUGGUGGGCGUGUCCCAAAUCAUAACUCCACAUGCUCUGCCGCUGUUUCGGCAGGAGAAGACGCGUUCUUCGCGCAAAAGGAUGGAAAAAGCACGCAUGGAUCCGGUCAAGUCCAAGCGACCGGAUUUGCCAAUUACCAGCGGCCAGGGCGGACGUGUCGCCAGCUCUGGCGGCACUCUCUCCUCCUAUGUCAUACGCAAUCUUGGCCUGAGCAAACGCGUCGACGAUGAUCAGGAUCCACGUGAGGCCAUACUUAAGUAUGCCAAGGAUGCGGCAGAGAAUCCAUAUUGGAUUGCGCCCGCCUACAAGCAAACUCAACCGAAGGCCAUAUUCUCCGAGAAGCUGCCCGCCUCCGAAACAGCACCGGCGGCCAAGAAGCCCAAAACGGACACAGAUGGUACAUAGUUUAAUUAAUUUUCUUUUAAGUACAAACCCAAAUAAAUGAAGAAUAUAGUUACUAUUCUUAACUCUCUGUCAAAA
This is a messenger RNA of Drosophila montana, 2091 nucleotides long. RefSeq names its product gastrulation defective protein 1 homolog. Gene Ontology annotation, cellular component: nucleus; site of double-strand break. The record is from RefSeq and is a predicted model, not a curated record. Gene Ontology annotation, molecular function: protein binding. NCBI's taxonomy places the organism in Eukaryota, Metazoa, Arthropoda, Insecta, Diptera, Drosophilidae. The transcript has a single exon. Bases 91 to 2016 code for a protein of 641 amino acids.